GUUCUCCAUCUUCAAAUCUCCUUCAAGCUGUCAAAGUCAUGUCUCGCGAGUAUGAUGAAUUUGACUAUGAGAGGCAAUCAAAUUUUGAUACUGUUAGCUCUCAAGCUGCCUCUGUCUCGGUUGAUGAUGCUAGUAAUACCGGCACUAUCAAUCCUUCUGUUAAUAAACGUCAAAGAACCGCAGGUAUAUGGAAGCAUUACACUUUUUUUGUAAAGACGAUAGGUAAUGAAAAUGUUGAUUAUGCUCGUUGUAAUUUGUGUGGCAAAGAAUAUAAAGCACCUGGUAAAGCGGGUACUUCAACUUGUAAAUCUGAGAGAAAUUUUAAAAAAACAAAAGCUAUAAUUUUGAAGUUGCUUGAACUUGUUAUGAGCUGCUGCCUGCUGGUAGUGCUUUUGCCUUUUGGUUGUUGUCUCUGCUGAGUUGUUAUUGCCUAUAUUGUUGCCUGCAUGAGCUGGUUCCUGCCUCCUGCCAGCUUGAGGUGCUGUGUUGCUGCCUUUUGUGUUAUGAAUUUAUGAUAAGUUUUGUUGCUGCUGUUUCUUAUGCUUGCUGUUUUAAUUUUUCUUGAAUCAUCGCUGCCCUUGUCAUUUAUGUUGAGACUUCAAUGUAUAUGUACUUGCUGGCAGCAUUUUUCAAGUUUUAAGUUAAAACAGCCAUUGCUCAGUGAUGGUACGAGAAACGUAAAUCUGAGAGCAAUUUUGAAAAACAAAAAUAAGUUCCUGCUGAGUCCCUUCUGCUUAUAU
Molecule: messenger RNA, 740 nt
Organism: Chenopodium quinoa (quinoa)
Lineage: Eukaryota; Viridiplantae; Streptophyta; Magnoliopsida; Caryophyllales; Amaranthaceae
Exons: 2
Coding region: 39-419 (126 amino acids)
Source: RefSeq, a predicted model, not a curated record